Ostrea edulis (European flat oyster) is the source of this 3647-nucleotide messenger RNA. Its product is annotated as ras-related protein Rab-4B. Gene Ontology annotation, molecular function: GTP binding; GTPase activity. The coding region runs from base 114 to 755 and encodes 213 amino acids. Gene Ontology annotation, biological process: Rab protein signal transduction; regulation of endocytosis. The transcript is spliced from 7 exons. Gene Ontology annotation, cellular component: endosome. The record is from RefSeq and is a predicted model, not a curated record. Lineage: Eukaryota; Metazoa; Mollusca; Bivalvia; Ostreida; Ostreidae.
UGAACGCCUCGGUGUUGGUUUUUGAAGCUAUAAUCAAGAUCGAGAAGUCUCGCGAGAAACGCAUUAAAAUUUUCCAUGAUUUUAUACAAGAGAGACUGUGCUAAUGUGACAGAAUGUCAGAAACCUACGAUUUUCUAUUCAAGUUUUUAGUUAUUGGCAGUGCAGGAACAGGAAAAUCCUGCAUACUUCAUCAGUUCAUAGAAAAUAAGUUUAAGAAGGAUUCCAACCACACAAUUGGGGUAGAGUUUGGAAGUAAGGUUGUGAAUGUUGGAGGGAAGUCUGUCAAACUCCAGAUCUGGGACACCGCUGGGCAGGAACGAUUCCGCUCGGUGACUAGAAGUUACUACAGGGGAGCUGCUGGCGCUCUACUGGUUUAUGACAUCACAAGUCGUGAAACGUACAAUGCCUUGACAAACUGGCUGACUGACGCCAGAACCUUGGCCAGUCCAAAUAUUGUCAUUGUCUUAGUGGGAAACAAGAAGGACCUGGAACAGGAGCGAGAGGUCACCUUUCUGGAGGCCAGCAGAUUUGCACAGGAAAAUGAACUAAUGUUUCUAGAAACCAGUGCUCUAACAGGUGAAAAUGUAGAAGAAACCUUCCUGAAAUGUGCCAGGUCUAUUUUGACUAAGAUAGAAUCAGGAGAACUGGACCCAGAACGCAUGGGAUCAGGUAUACAGUAUGGAGACACCUCUCUCAGAAGAUUACCCAAAGAGUCGAAUGGACCCAGUGGAAAGCGUGCAGAUUGUGCGUGCUGAGAGUUGUUGCUCUUUACCUGACAAGAUCUGAUUUCAUGUACAUAGUCCUGUACUAAUCCAUAUCUCAUAUCAUUGCCUUAGUAGCAAUUUGCUGGAAACAGCCUUUACCUGCUCAUAUGUACAAGCAUGUGUUGGUUCAGCAUAGCAUAAUUAUGUUAGCAUAUUGGUUGUGCUACAAAAAGAGUGUGCUUUAGAGAGAAAUGUGGAGUGCUUUUGUUAUUGAAGUUAUUUUGGUGAGAGGAAGUUGUUAGCAAUUAUUUAACGCACAAGUAUAGUACACAAAAUCCAAUCUCCAUUUAUAACAGAGACACAAGACAUUUAAUGAUCAAACUUAAACCUUGACCUUUGCAUCAAAAAAGUUACUGCAGAUUAAAAAAAUUCCAAAUUGCACAUUUUCAGUCACACCUUAGGAUAGAAAUUCCUGAAUUUAUGAAUGUAGAAUGUUCUGUCUGCUUUGAGAUAGAAUACACUCUGAUAAUUAUAUGUUAUACUUAGUGGUGCAGUCUCUCAUAAUUAAGUCAAAGGCAAUGAAGAAUUACAAGGAGUUGGUGUUUCAAAUUGUGUAAUUGCAUGUAUGUGUUAAAAACAAAGUAAACUUUGUGGACAUGUUUGUACUGCCCCAGGCAUUGCUUAUGUGUGUAAUUUAUACAAGGUAUUUAUUCAUAUAUUAGACACAGGCUUGAAUAUCCAAUUUUCAUAUUUAUUUCAUAUUAUACCAGAUAUUGAUUAUUGCAUCAUAUUCUUAGUUCUUGAGAAUAUUGACUUGAAAAAUAUCUCCACUGCUGUAAAAAAAAAAAAAAAAAAUGAACAUGACAUUUUUUGUUAUUUUUGUGACACUUUGUUAUUAAGUCACUCUUGAGUGCACUCUUGACCAGGGGUCAAUGUAAAAUGUCAGUUAAUUUGAAAUUGAAAAUAUUUCAUAAUUUUUGUAUCCAUUCCCUGUUUGCCUUGUAGAUGCCUCAUCUCAUUAAGUUUUUUUGAUUCUUUAUUUUAUUUAUUCCUUAUUGUAUGUUUUACGAGUAUGUUUCAUACACUAAAUAUGAUUUUCAUUUAUUAUGUGAUUUCACUAACUAGUUUUUGUGUAAGAAGGAAAACCAUUCUUUGAUCAACGAACUUGUUUUAGAGGAAUUUAUGCAGUUGAUUUUUAAAAAACUAUCUAUCUAUGGCUCAUUUGAAAGUUGUUUAAUUCUUUACAUUCCCUUGCACAAAUGCAGCAUUUCAGAAUUGUACAACCUUGUUUUGAAUUUUUUAUUAAAUUGAAGUUUGUUUCAUUGUCCAUUCAACUGUAAGAAUAACGUCACACAUACAGAUAUAGAAAAACAACACACACACCUUCCAGUUCUAAUGAUACUUUGAUAUGUCCAAAAUCACAAACACCAAAUAAUAUUCUCCUUAUGCAUUGGGUUUAUCAGAUGACAGUGCUUAUUUGCUUCUCAUUCAAUGAUGGAAAUUCAUGGUUGAUAAUACUACAUGAAACUGACAUGAAUGUAGUGCAAGGAACCUCAGAUUUCUGACAGUGGUUGUAAAGGAAUCAUAAUAAAACAGUGGACAAGGAUUAUCAUAGCAAUUUGGAAUGGGACCAUCUUGUCCACUAUCUGUUUAUUAACCAUAGUUCAGUUUUUCGUUGUUUUUUUUAUCAAACUGCAUUUUUUGUAGCUUUGGUAUCCUGCAUUCAAAGCUAUUUUCAUCAGCACGUUAAAUUCCUAUACUGUUAAAUCAAAGUUUAAAGCACCAUCCUUUAUUUGUAAUAGCAAUUCGAAAUAUAUGAAAUAUUGUGUCAUAUAAAUGUGUAUGACAAGAAUGUUGGUUUUGUCUUGAAGGAUGGUUAGAUACUGGAGACCUAAAUUUGAAGUCUUAAUAGAGUACAUGUUUCAUAAAAGUAGUGUGUUUAUCAAGUGCUUUCGAAUUAUACACACCUUAUAUCCAAUGCAGUAUACGUGUGUGAGUUGAUUGUAGAAUCCCUGUUGGUUGUUUAUUGAAUGAAAUUAGUUGUUAGUAGUCAUUAAAAUGUACAAAACAAUUCAAUAUUGGUCUUUAAGGUGGUCAUGCUAUUUUCUAGUGACAAUGGAGGGGACUGUCCCUCCUUCAAUCUGAUUUUAGAAGGGAUAUUGUGUACAGUAUCAUAUGAAUGUUCACAUACAUGAGCAAUGACUGAAUGCAAGACAUUAGUAUUUUUAUGCCCCCCUCCCCCUUUUCGAAGAAGAGGGAAUAUUGUUUUGCACAUCAGUUGGUAGACAAUAAGAUGUCUGGCCAAGAUCUUGAGACACCACUGUACUGUACUAAUGGUCAUCAAACUUUAAUGAUGACCAUCAAACUUUAUUAAUAUUUUGAUGAUGACCAUCAAACUCUAUAAUUAUUUUGAUGAUGACCAUCAAAUUUUAUAGAUAUUUUGAAUAUGACUACAUGUAUUUAAGAUUGUUUUCCACUAUGCAUACACCACGUUUUUGCAGGUCUGAUUUCCAGAUAAUCAUUAAACUUUUAAGGCAGGUCAAUGAUGACCAGUAAAUUUUAAAGGAUCUAGAUUAUUUGUUAAUAUUUUUCAGAUAUACAUGUAUGGCUAAAACCUUCAAGAAACAAGUCAUUUAGAAAAAAGAUGAAUUAGACAAGUAUAUAUAUAUAUUUUUAAAGAAAUUGAAAAUGAAUAUUGCUGUUUUUCAUAUUUGAACCAAACCCGAGAUACUGCAACAAUUCAGUUGAUGCAGGCUGUCCAGUGGCCCUAAAAUGCCUUUAAAAAUCCUAAUUAUUUUUAGUUUUGCUAAAAUUCCUAAAAAUAUGUUCAACUCAUGGGGAAAUCCUGAAAAGCCCUAAUUUUUUAUGUCAAUUCCUUAUUAUUUUUACUUUGCUAAUCUUGCAAUUUUGAAAAUGUAUUCAUAAUAAAUGUGUAUGAACGUA